Phytophthora nicotianae INRA-310 is the source of this 1184-nucleotide messenger RNA. RefSeq lists its product as hypothetical. The coding region runs from base 125 to 1039 and encodes 304 amino acids. The transcript has 2 exons. The record is from RefSeq and is a predicted model, not a curated record. Gene Ontology annotation, molecular function: guanine nucleotide transmembrane transporter activity. Lineage: Eukaryota; Oomycota; Peronosporomycetes; Peronosporales; Peronosporaceae. Gene Ontology annotation, cellular component: mitochondrion.
UUGGACGAUACACGGCGCCGUCACGGCCAAACCUACAGAUACCCUCGGGGACCACACACCCGGAUCGUCAUUCUCGCUCUUCCCUCGUCCUACAGAGAUCUCCAGACCCGCAUCUUCAGCAGCAAUGGUAGCUAUUGCUAACGAUAAGAAGGCCACUACCGGUGGCGUUGUGGCAGCGCGUCUACUGGGCUCUACGUGCUCUGGUCUCUGCGAGCUUAUGAUCUUCCACCCCGUGGACACGAUCGCUAAGCGUCUCAUGACCAACAAGGAGCCUAUGCACGGUAUGGCUGGCCUCAACAAGGUCAUCUUCCGCGACGCAUACGAAAAGCCUGUGUUCGCGCGCUACCGCUCGCUGUUCCCCGGUCUGGGUUUCGCUGCUGGCUACAAGGUCUCGCAGCGUAUCUACAAGUUCGGCGGUCAGCCCGUGGUCAAGGACUACAUGAGUAAGAACCACGCUUCCUUCUUCGAGCACACGUUCGGCGAGCGUAAUGCCAAGACCAUGAUGCACGCCACGGCCGGCAGCCUCAUCGGCAUUGGCGAAAUCGCUCUCCUGCCGCUGGAUGUGCUCAAGAUCCGCGCACAGACCAACCCGGCCGCCAUUGCCGGCAAGGGCGUGGCCCACAUCUUCAAGACGGAGGGCUUCGCUCUGUACCGUGGCGCCGGCUGGACGGCUGCGCGUAACGCGCCCGGCUCGUUCGCUCUGUUCGGUGGUUCGGCCCUCGCCAAGGAGUAUCUCUUCCAGCUCGAGGACUUCAACAGCGCCACCUUCUUCCAGAACUUCGUGGCGUCCAUCUCUGGUGCCUCCGCCAGUAUCAUCGUGGCGCAACCGCUUGAUGUGAUCAAGACACGCAUCCAGUCGCGUCCGUUCGACUCGCCCGAGAGCGGCAUGACGGUCGUGCGCAACCUGCUGAAGACUGAGGGCCCUGGCGCUCUGUUCAAGGGUCUGAUCCCGAAGCUGUCAGUCGUUGGCCCCAAGCUCGUGUUCUCGUUCGCAGUGGCACAGCACUUGAUCGCGUACUUCGAGAAGUCUUUCGCUUAAGUAGACUACGCAGCGAUAGAAGCAGAGGAGAGACCGACGACUGAUCUGUUGCUCGCGCUAGAGCGUUCGCAGUUAACUGUCACGCUGGUACCUUCAUUUAUAAAUAUGUUCUUUCAAGUUUUGCACGUUGUUUUCUAUUAAAGCA